AUUGGCUUUAAACCGAUCCUAUGAUAAGAGGCUUGUGCUCGAGAACCAAAUUAAUACCAGGGCUCAUGGGCACUAUCGCAACGAGGAAACUCCAACGUUUGAAGAAACAGAAUUAGAUAGAUUUAACGAUUCUGAAAAAGAGUUGAUGGAUUUAUUGCUAGCUGAAAUACUUUCAUAACCCUUAUUUAAUAUCGUUAGGGUAGCGAUCAACUAAUAUUUUAGAAACAGCUUUAGCAACUUCCACACCGGUUUUUAUUUUUAACGGUAAUGUCCAGGCAAAUUUUGUAAAACAGACGAUGAUACAUAGAAUAUACUUGAAACCUUUAUUUUAUUUUGAGUACGGAAUCAUUUCAACCAAGUCGGCCUGCCACAAGUCGUUUUUUCUAUAUACAUUGACCGCAUGUUUUACCGCAUCCAGAGGGUCCUACUAUAAGCGCACGUAUAGUAUUCGGUAAAAGUAUUCCAUGCCUCGAUUCUUGCAAUGUCGAGGUAUAACGAACAACGUUAUCGACGGUGAGUUUAACCUCAUGAUUUAUGAAUCGCAUUUUCGAUAUAAAUAUCUGUGCAAAACUAGAAUCAACGUCAAUACACGAUGUCAACUAUUCGAUGAAAAAAACAAGAAUAAGGUGAGCGGUCUUAUCAACUCGCUUAUAAACAAAAUUCCAGUGGAGUUACACGUACCUGGAUAUCAAUAUUGCGGACCGGGUACAAAUUUGAAAAAACGAAUAGCCCGCGGUGAUCCUGGUACAAACACAUUGGAUUCGUAUUGCAAAGAUCACGAUAUCGCUUAUGAUCGUAGUAACGCGCUCUCCGAUCGCAGAAAAGCAGAUUACAUUUUAGAAAAUAAAGCGUGGCACCGGGUUAAAGCGAGAGAUUCGUCCUUGAGAGAAAAAGCGGUUGCUUGGGGUGUGACCACUGCAAUGAAGUUAAAACGAAAAUUAGGAAGCGGUUGUAUGUUUAAGUCAGCGGUUAAGGCUGCUAAAAACAUACUUAAAAAAAAUAAAGGAGAAAAAGACUUGUUAAAAUUAGCUCGAAAAUGUCUUGUAGCAGCUAAAAAGACUACAAAUACUAAGGGGAAAAAAUCCCCCAGACGCCAAGAAUUAUACCUAUCCCAAAAACGGGAGAUAUGUUACCUCUUAUACCUAUUUUUGCAGGAUUAUCGGCAUUAGGUUCACUGGCAGGUGGAGU
Molecule: messenger RNA, 1188 nt
Organism: Sipha flava (yellow sugarcane aphid)
Lineage: Eukaryota; Metazoa; Arthropoda; Insecta; Hemiptera; Aphididae
Exons: 3
Coding region: 465-1169 (234 amino acids)
Biological process (GO): arachidonate secretion; phospholipid metabolic process
Molecular function (GO): structural molecule activity; A2-type glycerophospholipase activity
Source: RefSeq, a predicted model, not a curated record